GAUUAUAUCCCUUGGACCAAUAGAAUCGUUUCCUACCCUUGUAUUGAGCCAGUACCACCAAUAGAGACCCUUAUCUAACUGCCAUGGGCAGGUACCAAGUCUCUAAUGGUACUGCUCGACAUAAAAGGGCCGGCUAAGGUCCAGGAAGACUAGUUUCGUUAGACAAGGUCAAGAGUGCGUCAAAGAGCAUCAAUUUUUUAGCCCUCGAGUUUAUUUUUGUUUAAAUUUUAGUGUUUUUUGUGGUGAAAAAAAACUAUUUUUCUUUGUAAAAAUGAAUCGUUUUGUUUAUGGUGAUGGUGUUGAAUCGAGAGUACCUUAUACUGGAUACAAUGACCAUUAUGUGAUGAACGAGUGCCAAGUGCGAUUAAAAAACGACGAUCUGUGGCACAAGUUCAACAAUUUGGAAAAUGAGAUGAUCAUCACUAAGACUGGAAGAAGGAUGUUUCCAUCUCUGCAAAUCGAAAUCAGCAAUCUGGAACCCCAAAGCACAUACUGCGUCAUGAUAGAGAUGGUUCCCGCCUCCCAUUGCAGACUAAAAUACUCAACUAACGAAGGUUGGGCCCCGGCAGGAAGCGAAGAAGCUCAAAGUCCGAAAAGACUAUACGUCCAUCCCGAAAGUCCGGCUAAAGGAGAGUACUGGAUGUCCCAGACCGUCAAUUUCGCCAGAAUGAAACUGACCAAUACAGCCGCUCCACCUCCAGGCCAAGUAGUUCUAACCUCCAUGCACAAGUACCAACCUAGAAUCAUAAUUGCCAAGACGUCAGAUCCAAGUACCUUUGCCUGGGUCCCUAACAAAUGCAUUGUGUUCCCUGAAACCCUAUUUGUAGCAGUUACAGCAUAUCAAAACGAGAAAAUCACCCAACUGAAGAUUGAUAAUAAUCCUUUUGCUAAAGGAUUUAGAGUGACUGGUCAAUCUAAGUGUAAAAGGAAGAAAGAAGAUUGUUCUGAUAGUGAUAGUGAUGAAUUGCCAUGUAAAACACUCAAAAUCGACGUAGAAUCGGUUUCUUCAAGCUCUCCAGUUUGUACUUCCAGUACUACUGAUAGUCCUCCAUCUCCUACAGAAUCAGAAGAAUUGAAAUCACCAAAAAUACCAUCAACUUCACCAAAAGAACCUACGUAUUGUUAUCCAUACGCUUGGGACGGGUACUAUUCGCCUCCGUCAAGUUUGUACCAUCCCAUGACGUACUACCCAGGUUUCUAUCCAAACUAUUACGGUGGUUUCUUCUGGAGAGAUACCCUGUAUACGAGACAGAGCGACAGUAUUAGGGAAAAGGAGUCUGUUAAAGAAAACACAGCAAAGAAGUAUUCGGACUUUUCUAUACGAAGUAUACUGGGUUGUUGAUAUGAGCUGUAAAGUGUUUUGUGUAUUAUGUUACCACAAUGUUUUUGUAUAUAGUGUGAACCAGUGUUUGGAGAAAAAAAAAUAGGAAAAUAAAUCCUUUUAAAAAUCUGGUAUGGAUUUUUUCGAAGCAGUGGUUCACCCUAUAUAUUAGGCAUUGUAUUGUUAUAAUUUAUUUAUUUUAGUUAAUAUUAAGUGUAAAUAAAAUUAGACAGUUUAUAAAAAUUUGCUGGACAAAUUACUGUUAUGUUUCCAUACAGUAUGUCCCGGAUUUUUUUUACAAGAGAAAAAACUUUUUUAUUAUUAAUAUUUUCAGUAAAAUAUAAAAAUUUUCAUAAAAAAAUUUUGCUUGUUCUAAAAUGGUUAAUCCCGUUUAAACUUUUCCAAAUUUCCAUACCGUUUAAGAGAAAAUUAAAAAAAAAACAUGAAAUUUUUUCCUUUUAUAAAGACAAUCCGGGGACAUACUGUAUAUACGAUAUGGUCAAAAAGUUUCACGAUCAAUUACAUUACAAUAAUUUUUUCAAGUGUCAAAAUCAAAGUCUACUUGAUUAUAAAACUUUUUGAUCGUGUAUAAAUGUUUAAAAAGAAUUAUAUUUUAUAUAUUGUAUAAUAUGUAUAGUGAGAUUUUAUAUGAAAUAAAAAG
Messenger RNA from Sitophilus oryzae (rice weevil), 1982 nucleotides. RefSeq names its product T-box protein 2-like (gene Doc). The record is from RefSeq and is a predicted model, not a curated record. Gene Ontology annotation, cellular component: nucleus. Gene Ontology annotation, biological process: cell fate specification; positive regulation of DNA-templated transcription; regulation of transcription by RNA polymerase II. NCBI's taxonomy places the organism in Eukaryota, Metazoa, Arthropoda, Insecta, Coleoptera, Curculionidae. Bases 272 to 1342 code for a protein of 356 amino acids. Gene Ontology annotation, molecular function: RNA polymerase II cis-regulatory region sequence-specific DNA binding; DNA-binding transcription factor activity, RNA polymerase II-specific. The transcript is spliced from 4 exons.